Plasmodium fragile is the source of this 669-nucleotide messenger RNA. RefSeq lists its product as uncharacterized. The transcript is spliced from 2 exons. The record is from RefSeq and is a predicted model, not a curated record. NCBI's taxonomy places the organism in Eukaryota, Apicomplexa, Aconoidasida, Haemosporida, Plasmodiidae. The annotation marks the transcript as partial.
AUGGGGUCGGUAGAUUUUGCAGUGAAAGUUCUAGUGAGUUAUAUAAAUGCUAGAGGGAUAGGCGGAGAAUGGGGGCAGCAGGAUUUUUAUGAUAAGUUUUGGGCAGACAUGAAGACUGUUUACGACGAAUUUGUGCAACAUAUGGAAAACACGGAUCAGGACGCAACGUAUGGACAACUGUGUGCCACGGCUGCACAGCUUGAGAAUCCGGACGCCAUGUUACAGAGUGACCGUGUCGUAUGUGAGUUUAUGUUGGGUGCGUUGCUUUUUAAGCAUGGGCUCGAUGUGUCUGGCGCACGCAGGAGUGAGAAGGGGCCUGAAGACCACGGCCAACAAGUGCACGGAUAUAUGACGUGCAUCAUAGUGAAUGUAUUUAUACAGCACAUAUUGGGGGAUGCAUGCCUGAAGACAGAGGGCGCACAGUAUGCAGAACAAGCAAUACAUGGAUUAUUGCAGCCCAACUCGGGGUUAGAGCAGCAUGCUUCGUGUGAUGGUGUAAACUUGGCAACGACCAGAGUAGCCGGGGGCCACUUGAGGAACAAAAUAGGAGACUGGAUAAAGAAGGAAAAGAGCACGUGGGGCGAUACAGCAGCUGCCGGAAUAUUGAGCAGUAGGUGUCAGAACUGGAGUGAAGGAGGACAGACACCUAGAGGAACAGCGCAAAAGGAC